AUGGCGAGCAUUCGCGACGACGAUGAGCUUCUCCUAGCUCGAAUUGGUUACAAACAGGAAUUGCGGCGUGAAUUUUCCAAAUGGUCCACAGUCUCUUACGCCAUCUCCAUCCUAGGUAUUCUAGGCUCAGUCCCCGCAACCUUCGGUUCUCCCCUGGCUGCCGGUGGCCCAGCUACAGCCGUAUGGUGCUGGUUCUUUGGCUCAUGUAUGGCGAUGUGCAUCGGCAGCUCGGUGGCAGAGUUAGUUUCUGCGUAUCCCACAGCCGGAGGAAUGUACUUUGUCACUAAGCACGUUGUCCCUGAAGAACAAGUGCCUAUUUUUUCGUGGGUACAGGGCUGGUGCAACCUUCUCGGCCAAACUGCUGGUGUGUCCAGUGUUGUGUACACAGUCAGUCAGAUGCUGCUCGCCUGUGUCAGCAUGAACUCGGAGCUGGUUGAUGGAAGAUACUCAUAUUCACCGACUGCCUUGGAAACGGUUCUCUUGUCUAUACUUCUCUUAUGUAUAUUGGGGGCCAUAUGCUCUUUAACAACCAAAACCUUACAUCGGAUAGUAUAUUGGUUUGCUCCCAUCAACAUUUCCGCAACGAUUAUCAUCUGUAUUGUGCUCCUAGCCUACACUCCCGACAAACAACCAGCCAGCUGGGUCUUCACGCACUUCACCGACGGUUCAGGAUGGGGCUCGAAAUUCUUCUCUUUCUUGCUCGGGUUCAUCUCUGUGGCCUGGACAAUGACAGACUAUGACGGAACUACCCACAUGUCCGAAGAAACCCACGACGCCGCCACGCUAGGACCUAUGGCCAUCCAAACCGCAGUCCUCGUCUCCGGCGCACUAGGCUGGAUUCUCACCGUCUCAAUGUGCUUCUGUCUAAGUGACUUCGAAGGCAUCCUCAACAGCCCCACCGGGCUUCCCGCAGCACAGAUCUUCCUCAACGCAGGAGGAAAAAGAGGAGGCACAAUAAUGUGGGGAUUCGCAAUCCUAGUCCAGUUCUUCACAGGCUGCUCAGCCAUGCUGGCAGACACAAGGAUGGCCUAUGCCUUCGCUCGUGACGAAGCGCUUCCAUUUUCCUCAACCCUCUCCAAAGUAAAUAAAUACACCCACACACCGGUCAACGCCGUCUGGUUCGUCGUCUUCUUCAGCAUCUGCCUAAACUGCAUUGCCAUCGGCUCGACCGAAACCGCCACUGCGAUCUUCAGCAUCACUGCCCCAGCACUUGAUAUAUCCUAUGUAUCCGUGAUCUUGGCGCACAGGUUCUACAGGAACAGAGUCAAGUUCAUCGAGGGGCCCUUCACGUUGGGAACAUGGGGUCCGUAUAUCAACUGGGUGUCUGUGAUCUGGGUGCUGUUUAUCAGUGCGGUGUUGUUUUUCCCGCCUCGUGUGCCUAUCACUGUUACUAAUAUGAAUUAUGGUAUAUGUGUCGGUGCAUUCAUUGCUGCUUUUGCUUUGGUCUGGUGGUGGGUUGCUGCACGGGGGAUAUAUCAGGGUCCUCGAACGGACGAUCAUAUCCAGGAGGUAUCUACUGAGGAUCUGGGUAGUGGUUAUGGGGCGGUGGAUGUUGCUUAUUCUACGUCCAUUCAGUAA
Aspergillus oryzae RIB40 is the source of this 1578-nucleotide messenger RNA. Its product is annotated as amino acid permease. Gene Ontology annotation, cellular component: membrane. Gene Ontology annotation, biological process: amino acid transport; transmembrane transport. Gene Ontology annotation, molecular function: transmembrane transporter activity. The transcript has 8 exons. NCBI's taxonomy places the organism in Eukaryota, Fungi, Ascomycota, Eurotiomycetes, Eurotiales, Aspergillaceae. The coding region runs from base 1 to 1578 and encodes 525 amino acids. The record is from RefSeq and is a predicted model, not a curated record.